AAUGGCGUCCUUAAGAUUUAAUCUGAUUUUCUUGAUCCUUAUUCCAGCAGGUUUAACAGAGAACUGUCCAAAUGGUUGGUUAAUAUAUGAUUCUUCAUGUUAUCUCAUUAGUCAGACAAGUGUGGAUUGGGCAGACUCGGUGACAUUUUGUAAAGCAUUUGGAUCAAAACUUGUAGAGAUAGAAUCACAAAAAGAGGAUAAUUUCAUCCAGACGACAUUAAAACAUAAACACGAACACGAUUCUGCUCCACCACAUGGAUACUGGCUAGGACUGACAGAUGUCGUUAUACAAAAUGAAUGGACAUGGAUUGAAAGUGGAAGAGAAUUGUCCAACAUGUAUAGUCAUUGGGAGAAAGGGCAACCAGACUCCCGUCAAAGCGAAAAUUGUGGAAUACUUUGGCACAGUACAGGAUUCACAUGGCAUGAUGACUUCUGUUCAGACAAGCUAGCCUUCUUCAUCUGUGAAAAAGAGUAUGUAUGA
Mytilus trossulus (common blue mussel) is the source of this 481-nucleotide messenger RNA. RefSeq names its product perlucin-like protein. The record is from RefSeq and is a predicted model, not a curated record. The transcript has 4 exons. Gene Ontology annotation, molecular function: signaling receptor activity. Bases 2 to 481 code for a protein of 159 amino acids. NCBI's taxonomy places the organism in Eukaryota, Metazoa, Mollusca, Bivalvia, Mytilida, Mytilidae.